AUGGCCGCGGGUAAGAAGGCGAAGGGCAAGGCCGCCAACAAGCAAAAGGUUAAGAAGGGCAAGAGUCCAGAGAAUGCAGAACAGACAACCACACCCAAUACUCCUGCACCUGGCAGCCCGGAACUUCUGGCGCAGGACUCUGAAGGAAAAGAUCAACCUCCUGCCGACCCAGCAUCUCUUGACCUGUCUACACCACUGCCUGUAGAGGCACAGGAGGUGACUGACGACACUACUGCACCACAAGAGAUCUCGGGUGCCACCGAUAGCCAAGAAGCGCCUGCUUCUGAUAAGCCUGCAUCUCCACUGCCUGUGUCAGCCUAUGAAGUCUUUGACGACGACUCCGCGCCUCAAGAGACUUCCAUUCCUACCACAGAUCCUGCAUCACCUGCGGUAGAGAAACCUAGUUCCCCAUUGCCUGUAUCGGCAUACCAAGUGUUUGACGACGACACUGCUCCACAGGACGCUUCGGGUACUGCCGAGAGUCAAGAAGCACCUGCUUCUGACAAGCCUGCUUCUCCGUUGCCUGUGUCAGCCUACGAGGUCUUUGAUGAAAACAACGCUCCUCAAGACACUCCCGCCCCUGCCACCAACCCAUCGUCACCGGUGGCCGAGAAGCUAGACUCUCCAAUCCCCGUAUCAUCAGACGAGGUCCUUGCGGACGAAGCUGCACCUCAGGGCGCUCUGGAUUCUGCCUCAGAACAACCACAAAUAGCAACCGAAGAGGCUUCAGAGGAGGCAAUCACCAAACCAGUUGACGAAGCUCAACCAUUGGACGAGCCAAGCCUAACUCAGUCUCAAUUCGAAGAGAUUGAGCCCAAGCAUCCUGCAGACGAGGCGACUCCGGCCCAGCCUCAAGUUGAAGAGACCGAGUCUAAAGAGCCCGUGGAAGAGCCAAGCCUUGUCCAGCCUCACCUUGAGCAAACCGAAACCGAGCCCAAGGAGCCUUUGGACGGAACAAACCUCACUCAGCCCCAAGUCGAAGACACUGAGACCAAGGAGCUCGUGGACGAAGAAGGUCUCGUGCAGCCUCCAACUGACUCUGAAACCAAGGAGCCCUUUGAGAAUCAACCACACCUUGAUUCAAGCACAAACCAGGGCGACCAGCCGGAAACAUCCCAGGAUACGAACUUGGUCUCGCCAACCCCUGCAGACCCAUUCUCUCCGGUUGCUGCCUGUGUGCCAUUGCCAUCACCUUCAUUGACAGAGGCACAGUAUAUGACCAGCGCUUCUCCGGAUAACCAGGCAUAUUACCCUCCACCAUCUAACUAUUCUCCCUACGCUUCACCCGUCCCCUACUCAGCACCGUAUCCUUACGGCUCACAGAACCCUUACGCUUCAUCAGUACCGUACGCUGCCUCACCGUACGGCUCACCAAAUCCCUACUCUGUACCACUCCCAGAGUCACCUGUGCAACACGGUUCUGGUUCACCUUAUACUGGUUCGCCAGUUCCUUACACAUCGCCAGCUCCCUACCACCCAGCUGCAGCCUACGCCGGAUCACCGGUUCCAUAUAGCUUACCCGGACCAUACAACCCAACUCCAUCUUACGCCGGCUCUCCAGUCCCUUACUCAUUACCUGCGCCAUACGCCGGCUCCCCUUACGCUUCACCAGUUCCUCACACAGCCUCACCUGUACCCAAGGUUAGCAGUCCACUUGCACGGUCUCAUUAUCCCCAAAUGUCUCCGACAAUGUCUCCCACUGCAACACCUCCGCCUCACAACCAAUCGGCGGUCCCUAUGGCCUACCCACCACCACCUUCCACUGCACCGAGUGUUCCAACUGCUGUCAACUCUCCGGUCAUGAGCUCUGCCGGUAUGAUGCCGCCUUAUGGGUCAUACUCUCCCCGGUAUUCUCCAGAGGCCCACCAAAUGCACCGGAGCUACAGCAUCCAAGACCCAGCAUAUGCUGCAUCAUACCAAGCACUCCAGAAUCUAUCACUGGGUGGUGAGAAUGGUCUUGUUUCUCCCCCUGACGCCGACGGCGAGCACAUCGAGCUCCUCCACCGGAUUCAAUCAGCUAUUCCAGACAUCAACCGCCUUCUCCAUGGAUUCCGUAACACUCACAGCAAACUCUCAAACCGUGAGGCUGAGAUGAAACAGAUCGGAAACCAGCACGAACAAGCCUUGUUGCACAAGGAAUUCUACAUUGAAGCUCUUCAGACCCAAAUGAAGAAGACGGCCAGUGAGAGUGCAGCAGAUGCUGCGCAACUGAAGAAUACCGUCAACGAGCUUCGUCUUGAGCUGGGUAAUCUCCAAGAAAAGCAGAAGGACCUCGAAGAUGGCAUAGCUGUUCACCAAAAGUCCAACGAAGAGCUUACCCAGUCGAAAACCGAGCUUGAGGGUCAGAUUAACGAAUUAAACGACAGCAUCAAGGCAGCCCAAGAGACUCACGAGAAAGAGCUUGAGGCCCAGAAAGAAGAACAGGAAAAGGCUCUUACUACACAGAAGCAAGAACUCACUGAACUUUUCGAGGAGAUCAAGAGCGAGGAUGAGAAGAUCGCUGCUGAGAACCUGCAGGCUCGUGAGAAAGAACUUCUCAGCGAGCACGAAGCCAACAAAGGUGAAUGGGAGAAAGAGAAAUCGGAGAUGCAAGCAGCAUUCGAAACCCAGCGUGCUGAGCUUGAGAUUACCAAAGAAGAGCUUGCAUCCAAGAUUACUGCCCUGGAAGCCGAGUUGGAAGCCAAGAUCGCCGAGCUCAACUCUGCUCGCGAGGAGGUCGCCGCCAAGCUGACCGAGCUGGAAACAGCACGAAACGAGCUCGAGGAAGCUGGCAGGAAGCAUGGCGAGGAGCUCGGGCUGUCCAAAGACGGCCAUGCAAGCGAAUUGGAAGCGCUCCGCAAGUCACACGAUGAAACGAUUUCCGCCGCGGCCAGAGCCCUUGACGACAAGAUUGCGACUCUAGAGGCAACGCUCAACAAUAAGGAGGAGCAUUGGACCGCUGAGCGUAGUGACCUAGAGAAGCAGCUCGCUGAGAAAGAUAUCGAGCUUUCUAGCGCCGAACGCGAGAAGGAGAGACUAGAAGGAGACGGAAUCGUCAAGGAACAGCACCUUCAACGUGCCGUCGAUGGAAUGAAACUGACCAUCGACAACCUUGGCUCAGACUGCGACAGACUGAGAAAGACACUGCUCAGCCUAGGCGAAGCCACCGACCUUCGAAACACCAAAGGCGAUAAAUUCUUCAUGGACAGCUUCACAGAGCUCUCGCGAUUGAUCCACGACCUUUCCAAGGAGCAUUUUGGCUACCUUCCCAUCGACCCUCCCAAAGACAUUCUUUCCAAGAUCCCCUCUGAGCUUCCACCUUUCCUCGACAACACCCCUGCCUCCCGCGAACUCCGCUGCGUCUACAUCCAACACGUUGUGUCAAAAACAAUCACCUACCGCGUCUUCCAGCCAUUCCUCUUCACUCUAGGCCGCCGCUACGACAAGGCCGAUACCUUCUUCCAAAUGUUGUCCAUGGACAUUCGUAAGAAGUCCGUCCGCCGCGAAGCCUUCUGGAGACAACAGACCCUCAAAGCCGCGUACACAACCUCCGACGCCAAGCAAUCCAUCAACGUUGCAGCCGCAGUCAUCGUGGACGAAAUCAUCGACCACAUCAAGCACUUCGCCGACCCCAAGCACCUCGACUCCCUUCUUACAAGCGUACGGAAGAUCGUCAAACUAGCAGCGGAAACCUGGCGCCACGCCCGAGUCGAGCGUGAACUCGUCCUGGCUACUUUCCCCGCCCCAGAUGCAGACACCGUUUCUAACGAGGGCUGGCUCGAGUACGCUGCCAAUAAAGAGCUCAAGAGCGGAAGCGCAGAGCCUACUCGCCAUGUUGUGUUGCGUACCUUCCCGCGCAUCAUCCGCGAGGCUGCUCAUGAAGACUUUGCCACCGGCGAAGAGAGGGCGAACACCUGUAUCUAUGCUCCAGGUGUUGUGCUCUACUCGGACUCACCUGUCAUUAUGGACAGGUUGCAGGAGUUUGCCAAGAAGUCACCUGGUGGUUUGGAUAGCCCAACAUCGCCAACUAAGGCUAACAACAGGCCUAUCGAGAAGUUGGCGCCACUAAACGUUUCGUCACCUCGUGUUGUGACUGUCCAGUCAGCACCUACGAGUCCGAGACACAAGGCCCCAUUGACGAGAGCAUGA
Molecule: messenger RNA, 4128 nt
Organism: Penicillium salamii
Lineage: Eukaryota; Fungi; Ascomycota; Eurotiomycetes; Eurotiales; Aspergillaceae
Source: the annotation of a GenBank genome assembly